AUGGUGAAGCCCUCCUUACCCGCAGCUGCCAUUCCUUCCAGGCCCAGCCCCUUUUGCCCUCCUCCUCUUCCUUAUCUCUGGCCCCACAUUGGGUCUCGCUUUGUAAAGACAGACUCCCUUGAUCAGACACCCGCAGAGCUGCUGGCAAAGACCUCGUGGGAGCUGGAGAUGGCAGGCAUGCUGCUGUGGGCCGCUCAGGGAGAAAAUGGCAUGAAAAACCACACGAUCCGCGUGGGAACCAGGAAGAGCCAGCUGGCUCGUAUCCAGACGGACAGCGUGGUGCAGAUGCUCCAGGAGCGCCACCCCCACCUCUGCUUUGAGAUUGUUGCCAUGUCGACCACCGGAGACAAGAUUCUGGACACGGCUCUCUCCAAGAUUGGAGAGAAAAGCCUCUUUACCAAGGAGCUGGAAAAUGCCCUGGAGCGGAACGAGGUUGACCUGGUGGUUCACUCGCUGAAGGACCUGCCCACAUCCUUGGCCCCUGGCUUCACAGUUGGCGCCAUCUGCAAGAGAGAGAACCCCCAUGAUGCCGUCGUCUUUCACCCCAAGCACUCUGGGAAAACUCUCAGCAGCCUUCCUGACAAGAGUGUGGUCGGCACCAGCUCCCUCCGUCGAGCAGCUCAGCUGAAGAGGAAGUUUCCUCAGCUGGAGUUCAGGGAUAUUAGAGGGAAUUUGAACACACGCUUGAGGAAGCUGGAUGAGAAGGAAGAUUUCAGUGCCAUUAUCCUGGCUGCCGCUGGCUUGAGGCGGAUGGGUUGGGACAGCCGAAUUGGUCAGAUUCUGAGCCCUGCAGACUGCUUGUAUGCUGUUGGGCAGGGGGCAUUGGCAGUGGAGGUGAGAGCUAAAGACCACGAGAUCCUGGAGCUGGUGUCCACCUUGCAUGAUGGGGAGACCGUGCUGCGCUGCAUCGCAGAGAGGGCCUUCAUGAAGCGCUUGGAGGGGGGCUGCAGCGUCCCAGUGGCAGUGAGCACAACGGUGAAGGACUCACAGCUGUAUUUGACUGGAGCGGUCUACAGCCUGGAUGGAGCAGAAAGCCUCCAGCAGACCAUGCAAGCCAGGGUGGAUUUCUCACAGGAGGAUGCAGACGGGCCUGACGAUGACACACAGCACGUUGGCAUCAGCGCCAAGACAGUCCCUCGCCGGGCUCAGCAGGCAGCUGAGAAGCUGGGCAUGGAACUAGCAGAGCUGCUGCUCAGCCAAGGAGCUGGGCUCAUCCUCACUGUGGCCAGGCAGCUCAACGAGGCCGGAGAACCAGCAGGACUCCCACUGUGGGGCAGUGGAAGGGCAGCACCCUCCCUGCCUUGA
Molecule: messenger RNA, 1305 nt
Organism: Euleptes europaea (tarantolino)
Lineage: Eukaryota; Metazoa; Chordata; Lepidosauria; Squamata; Sphaerodactylidae
Gene: HMBS
Product: hydroxymethylbilane synthase
Biological process (GO): heme biosynthetic process
Cellular component (GO): cytoplasm
Molecular function (GO): hydroxymethylbilane synthase activity
Source: RefSeq, a predicted model, not a curated record